GGGAGGGAAGAGAAGGGGGAAAAGAUAAAAAUGGAACCUUCCCUGAGGGUGAUUUAUAAGUGACCCAUACACCUAGAAUGAGUGGAAUAUUCUAGAAUUAUCUAUGACAUCAUGAAAUAUCUCCUGUGAUAAUACUGGAGUGGAGGGAAAAUGAAGUUGUGGCUGUGGCUUUGGCUAACAGGGGUAUGGGCUGUGGGAGCAGCCAUUUUCCCCCAGGAUUCCAGGGACAUGACCCCACAGGACACUCUAUUUCUUGAAGAUAAUCCCAACUUCUUUGAUUAUCCAGAUUCAGCCAAGGACAAAAUUCUGGCUGUCUCCAACUUCAUUGGAGAGAAACCUGUUUACUUCACUUCAGAUUCAGGCUUCAAAUCCAGAUUCUUGCACAAAAUACUGUUUGGUUCAUUCAUCCUCCUCCUUAUCACCAUCCUCUACCAGUUCUGCACCCACAUGAGCUGCCAAAAGGGAUCCUAAGGAGAUAAACAGGCCAUCUCUGUUCACAGCUCCUUGACCUCUCUACAUCCUCUCUGCAAACUACUCAAUAAAAACUCAUUUUCUACUGUGA
Messenger RNA from Sarcophilus harrisii (Tasmanian devil), 562 nucleotides. RefSeq names its product chromosome 1 C16orf92 homolog (gene FIMP1). Gene Ontology annotation, biological process: fusion of sperm to egg plasma membrane involved in single fertilization. The record is from RefSeq and is a predicted model, not a curated record. NCBI's taxonomy places the organism in Eukaryota, Metazoa, Chordata, Mammalia, Dasyuromorphia, Dasyuridae. Bases 151 to 471 code for a protein of 106 amino acids. The transcript has 4 exons.